Molecule: messenger RNA, 1037 nt
Organism: Lotus japonicus
Lineage: Eukaryota; Viridiplantae; Streptophyta; Magnoliopsida; Fabales; Fabaceae
Product: WUSCHEL-related homeobox 11-like
Exons: 3
Coding region: 56-883 (275 amino acids)
Biological process (GO): adventitious root development
Molecular function (GO): DNA binding; DNA-binding transcription factor activity
Source: RefSeq, a predicted model, not a curated record
UUCAUCACAUCACAACUUCAGAAACACAUUUUCUUAUUUCCUCCACAUUGAAACAAUGGAAGAUCAGGAGGGUGAGUCUCCGGACCCAAACAGUCCGACCCAAGGCUCCUCCUCCUCUGAGUCUCGGACCGGGCCAGUGAGGUCACGGUGGACGCCUAAGCCAGAACAAAUCCUCAUACUUGAGUCCAUCUUCAACAGCGGCAUGGUAAACCCGCCAAAGGAAGAGACUUUCAGAAUAAGAAAGCUUCUUGAGAAAUUCGGCACCGUUGGCGAUGCUAACGUGUUCUACUGGUUCCAGAACCGCCGCUCUCGCUCCCGUCGCCGCCAACGCCAGAUGCAGGCGUCGGCAGCUCAACAUGGCGGUGGUGCAAACCCAUUUCCUCAGCACACCUUCAACAACAACAUCAACUCUGCAAGUUCUGCUGCUGCUGCCAAAGGUUUUGGUGCUUCAUCUUUCACUGUUAAUUCUUCUUCACCUUACUUCUCUGGUUCCUCUUCAUCAUGCGGUGGUGGUAGUGGUGGUGGUUUUCAAGAAGCCUUAGGUGGUAGUUUCUUCUCAGACUCUGCUCAAAUGGGUUUCCCAGAAAUUGAUCACAACUCAGCUGCAUCAUCAGUUUUGUAUCCUUCUGAUCAUGCUCAAAAUGUGAACUACAACUCAGGAUAUGGGAGGAAUAACAUUUCAGGAUUCAUCACAGUGUUUAUCAACGGGGUAGCAACAGAAGUUCCAAGGGGCCCAAUGGACAUCAAAACAGUGUUUGGUGAAGAUGGAAUGUUAGUUCUCUCCUCUGGUUUGUCACUUCCAACCAAUGAAUAUGGUUUCUUGAUGCAGAGCUUGGAGCAUGGUGAAAGCUACUUUCUGGUUUCAAAGCAAACACAAGUAUGAACAGAUCUAUCAAUAGCAGCCUAACUGGAAGCUUUCGUUAGAUGUUUCUUCUAUAUAUUGCCUUCGUUUGGUCCUCUUUUUUUUGACUUUAUUUCUUUAAAUUGUCGUAAUCUUUUAUAUGUGGUUCAAAUAUUAGAGAUCUACAAAGUGAUUA